Molecule: messenger RNA, 1551 nt
Organism: Peronospora matthiolae
Lineage: Eukaryota; Oomycota; Peronosporomycetes; Peronosporales; Peronosporaceae
Source: the annotation of a GenBank genome assembly
AUGGCAGGAGCCAGAGAACCGACUACGAAGACACCCGGUGGUGUCGCGCAACCUACCCCUGGGCGUGGCUCGCCAGCGCGUGUGCCCACACCGGUAACCACGUCCGCAGUCGUUGAAGACUCGUCCGCGCAGGAGACGCGUGACGACAAGAUCCUCGCAGCACUCGCGAGUGUGACGGAACGCCUCGCGACGCUGGAAUCGUCGCAGCGGGUGCGCGACGAAGACGAGCGCAUGCUGGGUGCUGUCGAAAGUGGCAUGUUUGCAUCGAAGCUCGGCGCGAACAUGCGCGGGCGUCCAAUGACGAUCGACGCGCUCGGGUCGCCGGAGAGGAAGCCAACAGCGCCGCCAGCGUAUCAGCGCGCGGAUGAACUUGGUUUGUCUCGCUUCGCGACGCUCGAGCCACCUGGUGCGCGCUUGCCGCAGCAGCAGCCCGCGCCGCCGCAAGCAGACGUGCGUCCGGGACUGAACGGCUACGGGAUGCCGUCUUCAAGUCAGCGGAAGCUGAAUAUCCGAAAGUUUGACGGGACAGAGUUGUACCAUGGGCUCGGUAGCGGCUUCUUCGACUGGGCCCGUACGUUCAUGCGUGCCGUGAGCCUCGGAGAAGCGUCGUGCGGCUUCGCGAGGACCGAGGACGUCAAGGUGGACCUCCUCAGCCACUUCCUGGCGGGCACUGCGGAGCGGUACUACCACAAGCAGGUUGACACCUGGUGGGUGCAGAUGCCGCGCCUCGAGCACAUCCUCGAGCAGCUGCUGCUCGCGUUCAAGACCACGAUUACUGCAAUAAGCGAGGCGCGCAGCGGCGCCGACUCACUCGUGCUCGACAACAUCGUGCAUCACGCGUCGCCCGGAUUAAUGAACGUCAUGCGCGCGAAGCACGACCCGACGCGGGUCGAUUACCUGCGUCAUGCAGAAGAGCUGGCGCACUUUGCUCAGUCGAUCAAACACGGCACUGGCGCGGUCGGCCGCGAGGUAGUCGCAGCACAUGUCCAGACUACACCCAAGGGGCCGCGCGUGUGCUACCGGUGCGGCAGACCUGGGCACAUUGCGUCCGACUGCAGCGCGCGUGUGGUGCAUGACGAAGAAGCGCGUGCGCAAAGUGGGGGCAGCAUGAUCCUAGCGCUGACCGAAAAGUCGCCGGGCGCGGUCUCGAGACGAUGCCACAAGAAGAAGAGGAGCUCGCGCGGCAAGGAAACUGCUGUAGGCGACGCGAGAGGCAAAGCUCAAGCCACGGACGGCUCGCUCGGCCUAGUAAUUGCUACGAACGACGCUAGCAAGAUCGGGCGAGGCGACUGGAUCCUCGACAGCGGCACAAGCCGACAUCUAGUGAACGACGAGUCGCUUCUGCUUGACUCAUCCUCUUGUAGUCACGACAUCGCCAUGGCGGAUGGCGAAUCGUUGCGACUGACGCGUACUGGCAGCGUACGCCUCAAGGUCCUCGCGCGUGGUGUAAAGACGAUCGUGACGCUCACGGACGUGUAUCUGGCACCGCGACUGGCGAAGAAUAUCGUGUCGUACGGGAAGCUCAAGAGCAAAGGCUACGGACUCGUUUAA